AUGACACAAAAUAAUGGGCAAAACGAACCGCUGCUUUCGGUGCGCGACCUUACUACGCACUUUCCGCUUGAUGAAGGUACAGUGGUGGCCGUGGACGGCGCGAGCUUCGACGUCUAUCCCAGCCAGACGCUCGGCAUCGUCGGUGAGAGUGGCUGCGGCAAGAGCGUUACCGCGCGCUCCAUACUUGGCAUUCUGGAUAAGCCGGGAGAGAUAGUCGGCGGCGAGAUUAUGUUCCGUUACCGGAGCAGGAACACGGACAGAGAGGAGGUGCACGACCUCAUCUCGUUCGAUCCGGACGGAAUGGAGAUGCGCAACAUCAGGGGCGGCGAAAUCGCAUAUGUCUUCCAAGAGCCAAUGACAUCGUUCAGCCCCGUACACACUAUAGGCAACCAGCUGGUGGAAGCGAUAAUGCUCAUCGGGACGUCAGCAAGCCUGAGGCGCACAAAGUAG
This is a messenger RNA of Geodia barretti, 450 nucleotides long. The record is from the annotation of a GenBank genome assembly. NCBI's taxonomy places the organism in Eukaryota, Metazoa, Porifera, Demospongiae, Tetractinellida, Geodiidae.